AACCAAACCACUUGAUAACGUCAGUAUCCACACAGUGAUCGAGCAGACUUGACGUAAACAUGUCACAAACGGAGCCAGAGCCAACAUUAUGGGACGAGUUGACGAGCCCUGUCAAUUUCACACUUAUCCUAGUUAUUGCGUACCUUAUUUACAAGAUAGUACGAGCGAAAUUUGAACCGGAGCCCGUACCUGUUACCGUGCAGAGGUUGCCAAAGAUGCGUAAAGAUCUCACGGUACAGGAGCUAAGGAAAUACAACGGCACGCAGCCCGACGGCAGAGUUUUGCUGGCAGUUAACGGUGUGAUUUUUGAUGUGACCAGGGGGAAGUCGUUUUAUGGGCCCGGAGGUCCAUAUGCAGCUUUUGCGGGCACUGAUGCUACGCGUGGUCUAGCGACGGGCACCGUCGCUGGUUCAGACAAAGACUACGAUGACGUGAGCGACCUUACGCCUGACGAGGUUUCUGCCGCCAAGGAGUGGGAGGAACAGUUCACUGGAAAGUAUGACAUCGUGGGGCGUCUGCUCAAACCCGGAGAGACGGCCAAACAGUACAGCGACGAUGAGUCUGAAGCCAAGACAGAAGAUAAGAAAUCACAGUAGACCAUAAUUUAACAGUUAUUAAAUAUUUACGUUGUUCCCUUUUGAAUAAUUUUAUACAUGUAUGACUCGCGAUUGCAUGAUGCUAUCAUCUAUCUCUUUCUAUUAAGCACUGUUAAAACAUGACAGAAUUUAUCUUGCCGAGUAACAAUCGAUUAUAUAAAAUGCAAAUCCGAUUACGCGAAUUUCAAUUGUUACGCUACGUAUCACUAUAAACUUUUUUGUUCCAAAACACGGCUUCUCAACAAGGUGUCGUAAUGACCAUAUUUUGAGAAAUAAUAUAUAUAAACCAUGUUUCGAAAUAAAAAUGUUUAUAGUGACGCAGUAUACGCACAUUGCUCACCUUUAAUGAUAAUAUGCAUUUUGUUAUACUUAUAGACUGAUUUUAAGUAUAGUGAUAUGGUUUUCAAAGCCUAUGUAACACAGUUUUAUGUAUGUUUAACUUUAUCAUCGUCUUGUUGUUUUUUUACUACUUAAUAAGUUGGCGGAUCAGGGGAUAGUAGGACAAGUUACGUUACGUUAGAUUUAUAACAACUUAAUUUGUUUUAAUACAUAGGAGGAAAUAAUAGUGUUUUCGUAGCAAAAUUUUGUACUAUUAAAACAUUAUUAUAAAAA
Messenger RNA from Leguminivora glycinivorella, 1208 nucleotides. Its product is annotated as membrane-associated progesterone receptor component 1-like. The record is from RefSeq and is a predicted model, not a curated record. Gene Ontology annotation, cellular component: membrane; endomembrane system. The coding region runs from base 60 to 596 and encodes 178 amino acids. NCBI's taxonomy places the organism in Eukaryota, Metazoa, Arthropoda, Insecta, Lepidoptera, Tortricidae. The transcript is spliced from 3 exons.